GUGGGAGUGGGCUGUGGCUGCUCUCUGUCCGAGCCUCACGACCUUGAAAGUGGGCGGUGGCCUGUCGCUUGUCGCAGCGACGGGGAAGUGUUCAUUGAGGAGGCAGCGAGAGGAAGGGGAGAAUCGUGCAAGAGACUUUGAAAAGGAACUAUGGAACAACCAAAACAAGUUCGGAUACUGUACCUAAAUGAAUGGGACAGGUUUGAAAGGACGCUUUUCCGUCUCAAACAAGGAUAUGAAUUGCAGUUUCGCCUUGGUCCAUCUUUAAGAGGGAAGGAAGUUAAUGUCCACGUCAACUAUCCAGUUGCUUCAGAAAGUUUUGACCGUCAUCACUUUCAGACAUUGCAGUGGCAGAAUACAAAAGGAGGCGAUGACUCUGAUGAAUACUGUGCGAUUAUUUUGCAGAUGUCUGGAUCUUUUCAGUUUCAUUAUGGGAAUAGAAAUAAUCAAAGGAUUGGUGCAGGGUUUAUAGUUGUGGACCCUAUUCUACGUGUUGGACAUGACAAUCAAAUCCUGCCACUGGAUUGCAUUUGUGCCCAGACAUUCUUAUCCAAAUGUUUGGGACAGUUGGAUGAAUGGGAGGCCCGGUUGAAUGUUGCUAGGCAUUCAGGCUAUAAUAUGAUACACUUUACUCCAUUACAAACUCUUGGACUGUCCAGAUCAUGCUAUUCCUUAGCAGACCAGUUGGAACUAAACCCUGAUUUUUCUCGGCCUCAAAAAAUUCACACUUGGAAUGAUGUUGCGAGGCUAGUGGAGAAGUUGAAAAAGGAGUGGAACAUGCUCUGCAUAACAGAUGUGGUCUACAACCAUACAGCUGCCAACAGUGGCUGGCUGAAGAAACACCCAGAAUGUUCCUACAACAUCUUAAACUCCCCUCAUCUGAAACCAGCCUGGCUUUUAGAUCGAGCCUUGUGGCAUUUUACUUGUGAUGUGGCCAAAGGGAAAUAUCAGGAUAGAGGACUGCCUGCUCGAAUUGAAACUGGAGACCAACUUAAUAAUCUUCGCACAAUCAUGUGGGAGGACAUCUUUCCUAAACUACGGCUUUGGGAAUUCUAUCAAGUUAAUGUAGACAAACUUGUGUCUGACUUCCAGGAUGCACUACAAUAUGGUGAGAAGAAAAAAUGUGACACCAAGCAGCCUCUUAAGGUUAUUCAGGAUCCUGAAUUUAAGAGAUUUGGGUGUGCUAUUAACAUAAGCACAUUACUGAAGCUGUUUGUGCCUCAUGGUAACAGUCCUAAAGAAAUAGAAGAAUGCUGUAACUGGGUCCGUCAAAAACUGGAAGAGUUAAACCUGGAACGUUAUCAGGAAAUACAUUGGCAUCAGGAGCAGGCUGUGAACUGCAUUUUGGGGACUGUAAGUUAUGAACGCCUGGCAGACUAUGGCCCUAAACUUGGACCUGUAACAUUAAAAAAUCCUCUAGUGACAAGAUACUUCACUUACGACUUUGAAGAGAUGUCUUUGGCACAGGAGGAGCCAAUGAUGUAUCAACCAGAAAAGGCAGUGUACUUUAUGGCCCAUAAUGGCUGGGUGAUGGGUGAUGACCCUCUAAGGAACUUUGCUGAGCCAGGUUCGAAUGUUUACCUGAGAAGAGAAUUGAUUUGCUGGGGUGAUAGUGUUAAACUUCGAUAUGGAAAAAAACCAGAAGACUGCCCUUAUCUUUGGGCACACAUGCAGAAGUAUACAGAAAUUACAGCCAAAAUCUUCUAUGGGGUGCGCUUAGACAACUGUCAUUCAACACCUAUUCGUGUCGCUGAGUACAUGCUGGACACUGCCAGAAGAAUACGGCCAAAUCUGUAUGUAGUAGCAGAACUGUUCACUGGAAGUGAGGAGAUGGAUAAUGUCUUUGUGACCAAACUGGGCAUAAGUUCCUUAAUUCGAGAGGCAAUGAGUGCUGGUGACAGCCACGAAGAGGGGAGACUGGUCUACCGGUUUGGAGGACUACCUGUUGGAUCUUUUGCUCAGCCAUCUGUGAAGCCUUUAAUACCCAAAAUUGCUCAUGCUUUGUUUAUGGAUGUUACCCAUGAUAAUGAGUCCUUGAUUGAGCAUCGUUCUGUUUAUGAUCCUCUUCCCAGUUCAACUAUUGUUUCUAUGGCAUGCUGUGCCUCAGGAAGCACAAUGGGUUACGAUUACCUGGUACCCCAUCAGAUAUCUGUAGUUUCAGAGGAGAGGCUAUACCCCACAUAUAAUCCUAAUGCACGUCCAGAAUAUCUAGGGGAAGUAAAUCAGCAGAGUGGAAUCAUUGCAGGAAAGUUCGCAAUUAACAAACUUCACCGUGAACUUGGAGCUAAUUCCUUCUAUCAGGUGUAUGUGGAUCAGUUGGAUGAAGACACAGUGGCAGUUACACGACAUUGCCCAAGUAACCACAACUCAGUAGUGGCUGUGUCACGUACUGCAUUUAGAAAUCCAGAUACAUCUUACUAUAAGACUGACCUGUCUCCAAUGUACAUCCCAGGUAAAAUAACUGAAAUUGUAAUGGAAGCCAGGACGGUGCAGAGACAGACUGAUGAUUACAGAAGAGAUAAAUAUUUCAUUAAUGGAUUACCUCGAUAUACAGUGAAUAUCAAAGAACAUAUUCAGUUAAGUGACAGCACCAUUGUUAAGACAGAGGUAACUUCUAAAGAUCGCAGCGAGUAUGUGUACAAAAUCAACUUUGAAAACUUUCCUCCUGGAAGCAUCAUUAUCUUUCGAGUGACCCUUGAUGCAAAGGCCCAGGAAACAGUUGGACUUCUUCGCCAUCAUCUUGCUCAAUUUAGCCCUCAUUAUAAAGUUGGCAGUAUUGCUGACGAUGCUCCUGUAACAAUACUGACUCAACCAUUUAAAUCCGUUGCCUCUGAUAUUACACUGGCUGAUCUUAAUCUGCUGCUUUACCGAUGUGACUUUGAGGAACAGGAGGACGGGGGUGGCUGCUAUGGUAUUCCACAUAUUGGACCCUUGAAGUAUGCAGGCUUGCAAGGGUUUAUAUCAGUACUUGCGAAUAUUAGACCUACGAAUGACCUUGGACAUCCUUUAUGUGAAAACCUGAGGGCUGGAGACUGGAUGAUGGACUAUAUUUCUAAUCGUUUGAUUGCACGUGGAGGCAAACUUGAAGAGAUUGGUAAGUGGUUUGAAGCAAUGUUUGCUUUCGUCAAAAACCUACCUCGCUACCUUAUCCCGUGCUACUUUGAUGCAAUCCUUGUUUGGGCAUACAAAACUCUUGUGGACAUAACAUUGAAUCAAAUGUCAAGUUUUGUGCAGAAUGGCUCAUCAUUUGUGAAGCAACUUGCUCUGAGCUCACUGCAGAUGUGUGGAGUGGGAAGGUUUCCUGCUCUUCCAAAACUGUCUGAAUGCAUAGAAGGUGUUCCGACUAGACAUAAUUACAUUACUGGUGAGAUCGAGCAGUGCUGUGUUUCGUUAGCAGCAGGGUUACCACACUUUUCUGCUGGAUUAUUCCGUUGUUGGGGUAGAGAUACUUUCAUUUCUCUCCGAGGUCUAAUGCUGGUAACGGGACGCUACGUAGAGGCCAGGAAUAUAAUCCUUGCAUUUGCCACUACUCUGCGGCAUGGACUAAUUCCAAAUCUACUUGGUCAUGGAAUAUGUGCUCGAUACAAUUGUAGAGAUGCUGUCUGGUGGUGGCUGCAAUGUAUUCAGGAUUACUGUUUGAAGGUUGAGAAUGGAUUGAAAAUUCUCAAAUGUCCUAUAUCUCGACUAUAUCCUACUGACCAGUCUCCAGCUCUUGACCUAGGCACUGUGGAACAGCCACUGUAUGAUGUCAUUCAAGAGGUCAUGCAGCGUCAUAUGGAAGGUGUACAGUUCAGAGAAAGAAAUGCUGGACCUCACAUGGAUUCACACAUGAAAGAUGAAGGUUUCAAUGUAGCUAUAGGAGUGAACCAAGAAACAGGGUUUGUCUUUGGAGGGCAGCGAUACAAUUGUGGAACCUGGAUGGACAAAAUGGGGGAGAGUGAAAUAGCUCAAAACAAAGGAAUUCCAGCUACACCAAGAGAUGGAUCUGCUGUUGAAAUAGUUGGCCUCAGUAAAUCAACUGUUCGCUGGUUGAUGGAACUGAAUAAAAAAUCCCUGUUCCCUUACAAUGGAGUGAAGGCAUAUAAAGAUGGAAAAGAAAUAUUUAUAACGUAUGAGGAGUGGAAUGAGAAAAUAAUGGAGAACUUUGAAAAGAAUUUCUAUGUUUCUGAAGAUCCAGAUGAUCCCAAUGAAAAGUUUCCCAACUUAGUCCACAAAAGGCACAUUUAUAAAGACAGCUUUGGUGCUUCCAGUCCAUGGUGUGACUAUCAACUAAGACCAAACUUUCCUAUAGCUAUGGUUGUGGCCCCUGAGCUUUUUAACCCAGAAAAAGCAUGGAAAGCUUUAACUGUUGUAGAGGAGAAGCUGCUUGGACCCCUGGGAUUGAAAACAUUAGAUCCAGAUGACCAAGUUUACUGUGGUGUAUAUGAUAACUCUUUCGACAAUGGCAACUUCAAUGUAUCAAGAGGUUAUAACUACCACCAAGGACCGGAAUGGCUGUGGCCUCUUGGUUAUUUCCUACGUGCAAAGUUGCAAUUUUCAAAAAUGAUCGACAAGAAUUUGUCUGAAGAUACACAAUAUUUCGUGAAAAAUGUUCUUUCUCGUCAUUAUGAUUACUUGGAAAAAUCUGCCUGGAAAGGUCUUCCAGAGCUUACAAAUGAAAAUGGGACAUACUGUCCAUUUAGCUGUGAAACCCAAGCCUGGUCACUAGCUACCAUCCUAGAAGUACUGUAUGAGCUGUGAAGUGUAGUAUCUUCGCUUUUGACAAUUGCAAUACAUGAGUGAAAGUUGUUCUUUUUGUGUCCCUCCAUAGUAUUAAAUACCAUUUGCCAUUUAACUGUACAGUUUUUGUGAUCCAAUUAAAAACAUUAGAUCACAUCAAUGAGACAGGACAAUUGUGACAUGAAGUUUUAUGCAAUCUCAUAUUUUAUUGUUCUUAAGUGAUUAAUAUAAAAUAAGUGUUUUAAAUUCAUGAUGUAAUGUGGCUGUGAGAUUAACUGAUGUGAGUUUAUCUGCUUCUUGUUUGGCUAUUAGCAGUGUUUGUACUGAUCUGAAACUUGCUGUAAAAAUGUUACGAUCCAACAAUGUAAAAGUCUGAAUUUAGAGUUUGACGUUUAAAAAGCUGAUAAAGGCUUAAAAAGAAUGCACUGUGCAAAUCACAAUUUGAACCUCAUUGUAGCUAUCACCGUUUUUGUGCUUAACAGCCAAGAUGCAUCAACAUAAAUUAAACAUUACAAAUUAAUUGGAAAGUUAGAACUUCAUAGCAAUAUUGAGGCACUUUCAAAAAUAUUUUGAAUGAUUAGCAAUAAUAAGGUAAUGUGCCAGAGAAGCAUUAUCUUGCAUACUACUGUACUCAAGCUUAUUUUAAGCCAAAUAGAAUGAGAGUUAUAAGGACUUGCAUGAUAUUUGCACAUGUAGAACUGGAUUAUUAAAUUUUAAUAUUUGUGUUUAAUCGAGUGGCAACUGGGUGUGUGAUAAAUUCAAUGUUUUGAUGGUACUGUUCAUCUUAACCUCAUUGUAUUGAGAUCGUGAUAGACUGUAGGUACAUAACCAUACUAUAUAUGCAUGUAUUUUUGUAUCCAAUUAAGGUAGAAAAUCAAAAAACACACCAAUGUCUGUGAUUAUCUGUAGCUAAUUUCAGUAAUUCCAAGAAUGUCAACAAAUGAGAUAGCAGAGUUAUCUUCAGUUUCUGAAAGCUGCCGGAAGAGAUGUUCCAUGCUGUCCAUCUAAAGUACUGUUGUCAAAACCAGGUAACAUAUUAAAGUAUGUUAAUAUGUUACUGUGUGCACAGUCUCGGUUUGCUUCUUGAAUUAAUAAGUACUUGUACUGGACCAGGCAAAGAAUGGCAGUUUGACUGUUUGGAGGAUAAGAUCACAGUGCAAAUACCUCAAGCAACUUUUCUGUCUUCAUUCCUAAGUAUAGCAUAUGAUGUACAUUAUUCAGUAAAACCCUCCAAUUAAUGAAGAAAUUAGCCAAACAAUUGUUUGAAAAUGGUGCCACUUUUUAUCUAUAAUUUGGGAAGAUUCUCUGCACCUUUUUUUGUAUUGAGAGGAAGGUUGGCUAGAAACUGAACAGCAUAUGACAUUGUCUGCAGAUAUAAGCGAAUAUUAAAAACUCAUUCAGACUACAAGUUUUGUGCCUGUAUGGUUUUUU
Hemiscyllium ocellatum (epaulette shark) is the source of this 6150-nucleotide messenger RNA. It is a transcript of the gene agla, whose product is annotated as amylo-alpha-1, 6-glucosidase, 4-alpha-glucanotransferase a. The transcript has 34 exons. Gene Ontology annotation, molecular function: 4-alpha-glucanotransferase activity; amylo-alpha-1,6-glucosidase activity. The record is from RefSeq and is a predicted model, not a curated record. Gene Ontology annotation, biological process: glycogen catabolic process; glycogen biosynthetic process. Lineage: Eukaryota; Metazoa; Chordata; Chondrichthyes; Orectolobiformes; Hemiscylliidae. Bases 151 to 4740 code for a protein of 1529 amino acids.